GGAUUUUUGCCCCUCCUAGUCCGUCAGCCAGACACACCUUUCCUCUCUGGUCCUCCAGCGUUUCUUACCUUCUUGUCGCUUUUCUCAGCCUCGUUGUCUGGCGGUGAACUCUCACCCCAGCUGCUUGGGAAAUGUCAUACAGGCAGAGGCCCGUGCUGCAGUAGGGGGCGUAAUAGGAGGGGGGGGGGAAAAUAACAUUUUUUUCUGCUCUCACCGCAUCUUUUAUCCACGUCUCUGCCGUGCAUGUGCGACAUCCCGCUACCAGCAGCAGCCGCCGCAGAUAACUAAUCGCAGGCUCAAUGCUCAUUUCGCAUUAGGGCUGAUAUAAAAAAAAAAAAAAUCCGUGCCAGACAUGUAUCUCGUCUGUGAAUUGAUGGUGUGGAGUCCAGCCUGGCAUCUCCAGUCAGAUGUGGAGGCCCAGGGGGGAGAACAUGAUGUUUCUCUUGAAGAUGUCAGUCCAACAAACUAAAUGGCUUGUGACGACGAUGCCCAGUCGAAGAUCCUGGGAUUGAUACGUGAAUCCCUUUACACCGAUGGCCUGGACUGAGUUUCAGCUGGCCUGCUGAAGCUAUGGGGAGCUGUUGGAGCUGUCUGUACAGAGACCCCGUCCGAGACAACCAUCUUACAAAAUUUAAGGUCACCAAUGUGGACGAUGAAGGCAACGAGCUGGGCUCUGGGAUCAUGGAGCUCACCCAGACCGAGCUCAUUCUUCACACACGCAAGAGAGACGCCAUCCGGUGGCCGUACCUCUGCCUGCGCCGCUACGGCUACGACUCCAACCUGUUUUCUUUUGAGAGCGGUCGUCGCUGUCAGACUGGCCAGGGAAUCUUUGCAUUCAAGUGUUCCCGGGCAGAAGAGAUCUUCAAUCUGCUUCAGGAGCUGAUGCAAUGUAACAGCAUCAACGUGGUGGAAGAGUCAAUGAUGAUGAGUCGCAGUGGUCACACACCAGAGAUGGAAAUGUCUCGCACACCCCAGACACCCAACACUCCAGCAUUCCCUGUCCAGUCUUUUCCCAAUGGAUACCCAGGUUAUCCAAUCAGAGGUGAUUCCUCCCAACCCUCUCUUGCUGAUGAUCAAGGACAUAGCCUCAUGGGUUUGGAAGACCAGACCCACACCUAUGUAAAUACUGUUAGUAUGGAGGGGGAUCUCUCUAUGCGUCACUGUGUGCACUCCCUGCCUGAGGUGCGGCCCAGCUCUUUCCCUGAAACAACACGGGGAGCUAUGGGUGUUGGGGGCCAAGGAAAUCCGCAGUCCAACUUGCGAUGCUGUCCCUUGGAGGAGCAUAACGAUCCUCAGGUGUUCUUAAAGCCGUCCUCACAGGAGGUCAAAUUCAUGCUGGGCCCCACACCGGCACAACGCCAUCUGCUGGAGAGAGAGAGGGAAAGAGAGAGGGAGAGGCAUGGGCACAAUACUCACAACCUUCAGCCAGUAGAGGGUGCAACAGGCUCAGAGACGGAGGGAGACGAGCCCUCCAUGCACCUGUGCAACUCUCACUCCUAUCACCAUUUCCAUCAUCACACGCACCGGCAUCCAGGCCUCGAGCACCCGGACAGCUGCCAGAGUGGUGAACUCACCUAUGAGAACAUCAAUGGGCUAAGAAGCGGCCGGAAGCAGCGGCUGAGCCCCAGCAGUGUGUCACAGUCUGUGGGUUCAAGCAGCAGCAGCAGCACUGGGGACAGUCACACCCACUCCCUCAUGCACCCACACGCCCUCGGCCCGUCGUCUCUACCCCUGCAGGGCUACGCCUGCGAGAGGGGCAUGGGUGGAGGUCAUCGUCGGACAGCUCUGCUUAACUACGAGAACCUGCCCUCUCUGCCGCCGGUGUGGGAGUACAGAGCCCUGCAGCGGGAUGACGAACAGGAUGAGGAAGACGAUGAGCAAGAUGAGGAGGAAUAUGAGGAAGAAGAGGAAGACUUUGAUGAGUAUGAGUUCUCAGAAGGCCCUGGGACACCCAAUGGGUACCACCAGGAUGGUCGGGGCAUCCACAGAGAUGCCUUGCAGAACUAUGUCAACACAGAGCAGGUCCAGCCGCCCCGGCUCCGACACGCCUGCCCUCCUCAUCCACGGCCGUGUCAGCCAGACAGAGGGGGGCGUAUAUUUAGCUUUGAUUUCCGCAGACGAUCAAGGUCAGGGGUUGGAGGCUGUGAGCACGGCCACAUGCCUCCAUCGCGGCAGCUGAAUUACAUCCAGGUGGACCUAGAGGGAGAACCUCCCUGCCAAGCCAUCAGCAGCGGGGGUGCCCAGACCCAGCCACAGCACCAGCGUCUACCACCCAAAAAAUGUGGCCCACAGGCAUCCCGGCGCAGUGAAUGCUACGCCGUUAUUGACCUAAAGAAGACCGCUGCCAUGUCCAACCUUCAGAAAGCUCUGCCCAGAGAUGAUGGGACUUCCAGAAAGACUCGCCACAACAGCACAGACCUGCCUCUGUAAACGGUGUUCAAACUGAAGAGGAACAAUGAAGACAGAUGAAGGCUUAUCCUCAUCUGAGCACACUGGACCCUUCACUGUCAUCCAUCCAUUCAACUGUCGGGCUGACUAAUACAGUACAGGUACCUACUUAGAAACUUAAUGAAAUCUAUCUGUGCAUAUAAAAGGAAAUGAGAAAUAUCUGAGGAGAAUUUGCCAUUUUAUUCUGUGUUAUUUAUUAGAUAUGUGGUGUGAAGCUCUCUCAAGAAAUUGGCAGUUUUUGCUGCAAAUACUGUUUUGCUGGAUAUAUGGAUAUUUAUAUACAAGCAUAAAAUCAUAUAUAUAUAGAUAUAUAUGACUUUAUGCUUAGCUAUAUAGAGCAGAGACCUCUGCAUUCAGUGGAAUCAGUCAUUGCCAUACGGUAUUAGCAAAUUUUAAUUCAUAAACCCAUCUUCACUUAGACUUUUUUUUUAGUUUCUAUCAUUUAGUUAAUCUACAUCCAUGUGUUUUUUUUUUUACUUAAAUGCUAUGAGAGUAAAAAAUUAGAGCCUUGUUACAGAAGAAGUAGAGUGGUUGUUGGCAUGAAGGAAGGUUAAUGGUUCCUCCAAGAUACUGGCCAAUAUUCAUACCUCUCCAUAAGCAUCUUAGUGUAAUAUUGUGGCUAGUAGAAUAGAUCAUUAUGUGUUCCUAUAUGCCUAUAGAGCAUUUUGCACACAAUCCUAUGGAAUUGUAUUUUAUUAUACUUUAGGGAAUUGUUUGUCUAGUCCAAGACAAAUGGAAUUAAAUGAACAGAAAAGAUGGUGAUAUUUGCAGAAUUACACUAAACUGGAUGAUGGUAAAAGUAGCACACAUGGAUUAAACGAGCUUUGGCUCCCUCCUAUUCACAUGCAGCAAAUAAAAAAGUAGCAUAUCAUUUCCGAUCACACCUCCUACACAUUGUCCCAGACCUGCAGGAGGUCCAUGCGGUUUACGCUUGUCACGUUGCACUUUUGACUUUUUGGGCCACUGAAAUGCUCUUUGUCACUACUCCCACUCCUCUGGAGCCACAGGUUUGACUGUGUCCUUUUUACCAAAAGCAGGGGGCCAAAUAUUUGAUUGAGAUUUUUAGUGAGCAUCGUAGAUAGGAUUUACUUACAUGUUUUGAUGGAGACAUCAACAACCUCAAAUAGUGGCAUUAAGCUAUAACCUCACAUAAAAAGUGCUGAAUCUUUAAUUUGUCAGUUAUCCGGUGUGAAUGGUCUGUUUUUAAAGGGUCGCAAAGUGAAGAUUUUUGUGAGGCUAUUUAUCAACCGUAGUCAGAUAUUUAUUUAUUUAUUUAUUCUUUUAUUUUUAAUUGUAAUUAUUUUGUUUUCCAUGUGAUGACCAUCUUUUUGUAAUCCAGUUGGUAAUAUGGAGACAAAAGUUUCACAUCAAAUUAUAACUGGACUCCGGUGUAUUACUGUUAUAACUGUGCUUAAUUAUAUUUAAGAAAAAAAAGAAAGACUGUAUUUAUAUUUUAAGUGCCAAGACUUAUUUGCAAACAGUAUGAUGAAUAAAAUCAAACGUGCCAUCAGGAUUUGUGGAAAACAAAGUUAUAAUGGUUGGUAGACCAAAAAAAAAAAAGGUAAUUAACUUUUAAAGGAUAAAUUAAAACAACAAAAACUGCACAUUCCACCUCAUCCACAUCGACAGCCAUUUUGUAGUGAGAUAUAAGAAAGGUAGUCUUGUAGUCUGAUAAUCACAACCAGGGGGGUUUUAUGCUGCUAUUUGUAAAUACUAAGGUACUUGUCAAAAUGAAAACGUAUGUGUUUGAACCUAUGCGAUGUCAGAUCUUUUACCAUAUUGUUAAUUGCUCUAGAAGUACCAUUGUUUAGUUCUUCUGAAAAUAUUUCUGAGCAGUAGAAAUAUACAAUGUAAGAGAAUAUUUCAUUUGGCCAAUAUUUAAUUUCAUCCAUUCUUUUUCAACAAACUGUCUGUCUGGUAGGAGAGGUAACAGAAGCACAGGCCUAUAGAUGCUAUCAUCUUUUUCUUUUUUUAAGCACUCAUAUCAAGGUAAUAUUUUCAACUGAUGGAGGCCAUUUGUUUUAGAUUUACAGAUUGUGGUAGUUUAGUUUUUUUAACAGAGCAUUCAAUGUGGUAUUCAAUAUAGGACGCAAAUACAAAUUCUCAACUUCUGCUAAGGAGGGUUUUUUUGGCUUCUGUGUGACAUGAGAUGCAAAUGAAAGAUGAUUUCUUUAAAAAAAAAAAAACAGCUUCAAUUUUGUGAUGGUUGAUCCUUUUGGCUGCUGUAUAGAUAUUUAUUUUUCAUUACAUAUAUUUUAUUUACAUAUUUUAUUUAGAAUGAUAUAAAACUGUGAAACACUGUCAGAGGAAACCUUCAAGUUCCCAAACUUGCAAAAAUCUGCGCCUAUUACUAUAAGUUUGUUAUUAUAUAACAUAUAUAUAUAUAUAUAUACAGAUAUAUUUCAUUUUAUGAUUUUACAUUAGUUUUUCAUGAAACCAAAACUGUUUAGUUAAUAAAAUGUCAGAAAGUGCACACCAGUUUUCUACAGCCCAUGGGGCGCAUGCCGUUUCCGUUUUGUCGAAACUUCAAAGAUAUUCCAUUUCCAGUUUUGCUUUAAAAAGUUACUUUUAAAAGCAACCAUUUCUCAAAAUGUAGAUGAAUCAAUAGAUGAAUUCAUGGUUAGAUAUGUAAUAAAAAGGUAUUUGCAAUUCACUAAUUUUAUUCGCAAUUGUAGGACAGCAUUUAAUGAUUGUUGUUUGGUCUAUAGAAGGCCCCUCCCAAUUUUCCUGAACUCAAGGCGAUGUCUUCAAAUUGUUUUGUUUUGUCUAACCAGCAAUCCAAAACGCCAAAGUAUUCCAUUUACACUGAUGUAAAACAGAGAAAGCAAGAAAAGCGUUGCAAAUGCAAAUGAGUUACUCCAUAAGUAAAUGAAUAAUUUCAGUGCUACUGGUUUAAUGGUAACAAUAAUCUAAAAGUUUUUGUUUCCCAACACAGAAGCUUUAAACAACUCCAAAAUCAAAAGUUAAUAGUUUGUAUUUUUGUUUGAUCAUCAUACUUUAAUAUGACAUUUAAAAAGAGAAAGUCUCUUAUAUAAUAAAAAGGCCAACUUUUAGCAGACAUUUUUGACUGUAUUUGCAAAUAUAUUGUCAUGAUACAAUGGAAGGAUGUUUACAUUUUUGCAAUAAUAGGUGAAUUAUUGUUUUGUCGAUCUAAAUCAGACUAAUGUGUGAAGUGUGAAAUUUAAAUAGUAGUCUAUAGAGCUGUGCGCUUAAUGUAUUUAAUCGCCUGUUCUGUGAAUCAGCAGUCUUAUUUUUAAUUCAGGUACAAUGUUUACUUUUCAAUCAUCAUAGUACAAUUUCAGCUAUGAAAGUAAAAAAGAAAUAUGCCUGUUUUCUUGGUUGUCAGACACUGUGUUUUCUAAAACUGACAUUAAAGGUGCCAUAGUGGGUGACCAUUGCCAGUCCUUAAUCACAUUUUUUUUAUUUAAAUUUUCAAACCUGUGGUGACGUUUCAUACAGGAAUCAGAAAGAGUUUCAUCUAAUUUCUCAAAAUAUAGUUACAUGUGGUUUUAUGGUCAUUUAAAAAAAAAAAAAAAUCCAUGUUGAAAUGUCACCAAUCUUUGUUAUAACGCAGUAACCUCACCACCACCAAUAGCAGUUAACAGUGAUUACAGCAUCAUUACCACAUACUCUUGUGUUUACUGAUUAAUAAUCAAAAUAAAUAGAUGUGGUAAUUGUUUUUCAAAAAUGCUCAUGUGAUCUCAUUGCACUUCAGUUAAAAUAAGGGUCCCUCUCAUACCAUAAAUCGUUGUGAUUGGCUCGGAGGGAUGCUGUCUCAAACAUUCACCUUCAGUGUUUAUACUCAAGGCGAAAUAAACACAGGGGUAUGCGAAAUUAAUAAGCACUGCUGAUGGGUAUAAUUAGUUCUGCAGGGCAAGGAGCAACAACACAAGGACAUAUCCUGUCAUUAAGUUCCCCAAACUGAAUUUAUUGAACGGGUUGUUUAACAAAAGGGCUUGCUCUGUGUUUACUGUACAAACCUUAGAUAGCGAUAGAUAACGCCAUUAAGUCCAUUUAAAGAAAUUUCUCACAGUGCCUUUCAUAUUCAAGCUGGAGAAACAUUUUCAUUGCAGUUUAUAAGGGUGGCCUGAAAAAAAAUAAAAAAUAAAACGCCGCCUGUUGAAAGUUUUAAGAAAGACUGACCAGGUUGAAAUGGGCUUUAGUCAAAGUGGUUUCAUACUUCAAGUUGUAUUUGAAAAAAACUUGCCAACUGCUGAUUGUUGUACACCAUACUGUAUUUUUAAGUUAUGUCUGUUUAAAGGAAUGUUUUGAAAUUUUGGGAGACAAGCAUAUCUGCUUUCUUGCUGAGUUGGAUAAGACGAUUGAUUAAGUGAGCUUGGGAGGAGAGGGGGAUGGCACAUGAUUCAUUUUAAUAUGAUAGAUAUGAGAGUGGUAUUAAUCAUCUCAUUGAAUCUUGGCAAGAAAGCAAAUAUCCAAACUUAUCUUUAAGAAUUUUCCUCUAUUUCUUAGGGGUUGUUGACAUUAAAAUUGAAUAAGUCCUUUUUUAAGAGUACAUGGUCCAUGAUUGGGCUUUAGAUGCAGUGAGAAUAGCAAAACUCAGAGUGAAUGAAAAGGUUUUCAAUCCUGAACACUAUGUUCUGUGACAUGUUGACAAUGAUGUUAAUUAUGAGUUUAGAGUACAGUGUGUUUGUGAGUAUAAUGGCAUGUGGCUACGGUGCACUCCAUGAUUCCUCAUCAGCUGCCAUUUCUUCUCAUAGUGCUGAAGAAUGUGAAAAUAAAAUUUCCUUUUUAAGAUUUCCUUUUUUUAUAUAUACUUUUCUAAUUUCUUAAACUACUCAAAAUGUGUAACGUAAGUCAGUUUACAAGAAUAUAGUAAGGACAGAAAGAAAGGCCAGCAACACGCUCAGUGCCAUCAUGUUUUUUUUUCCAUCAUCAUUAUCCUCAUUAUCAUUGAUUCUGUAUCAUCUUCACAAAAUACAGAACAUCAUAAAUGACAUAUUGUAAAACCUUGAAUUCCUGUCUAUGCUAUGAGAUGGAUCUCUGUCCAAAUACUGAAAGUAUCAGAUAACUGUAAUAUCUCUUUAUUAUUAUUACUAUGUUGUUGUUUUUUAAUCUGGUUUGUUUUUGUCUGGUAUGAGGGUGUGAUCACUACCAGAGAUGUACAUGUACGAGUCUGAGCUGUACAUUUUUGUGUCUUUGCAUACAGGUUGCUUUGGCCUAACUUUGUGAUUGUUGUAAUCAAUUUACAAAUCGAAUGAGUGCCAAAUAUGCUCUAGCAUGACAAAAUCUGGGACCCACGAGAAACUGCAGGUACUUUCUCUGACUCAUCGAGUGAGACUCGAGUGACUUGCUGCUGUUGUAGACUCUACUUGCGAUACAAAUGCACAGCUGAAGGUUUGACCAUGCUAAAUAUUUUACUGAAAGGGGAAAAUGUUUUUAUGUUUUUGUCUUAGUUUGACAAAAGUUUCUUCAAAUAUUUGUUGUAUGUUUCUGUGUUUCCCUCCAUGGCUUUUAAAUAAGUAUGCAGUGAUGGUCUUAUGCUGCCAUUAGAGGUGAAUAUAAUAAGCUAAUUUUCUUUAUUGGUCAAAAAGGAACAUUUAGGUCAUUUUCAUUCUUGAAUCAUUCCUGAAUCCUUCCACACACACAUGUCUGUUGUCUGACCUCUUCAUCCCAUCCUGUCCCAAAACAAAGUGAGCCUGACAUUUGGUGAAUUUUACCCUGAAUUUGAUCAAUUAUAGUGUGGAUUUGUCCAAAACUGUUAAAGUAAAUGUAAUUCUAAUAUUGAAAUGAAGCUAUGAAAAUGUCUUAUUAUGCGCUAAACAGUGUCUAUUUUCUUCUUUAAGUCAAACCUUUAAUGUCUCAAAGAAUCAAUAAAUGUAUUUGAGUAAAACAAAACAGUUUCCCUCCAGGAUCAUGUGCCUCUUCAGUUCAUAACAUGUACAAUUUUUAACAUUGCAUUUACAAGAUAUUUUUUAAGGUAUUCCUAGAAUAUUUUUAUAAAAUAUACCAGAACAGGCUGCUCAACAAUCAAAACAGUACGAGACUUUAAAAAAAAUAUAUAUCUUUUUUUAAGAAAGAAAGAAACAAGUCAGGUCAACACAGAUAAUGUGAACACCGAACCUUUUUGGGCUGAUCAAACCUAAUCACUUUUGGAGGCGAAAUGCUUUGUUUGCUCUGGUCUAUUUAUUAUCUUCUGAAGAAACAUUGAAGACAGACGUGAAACGGGCCUGUUUAAAUGUGUUUAGUACAACACUCAAGCUGUGUGAGUAAUCAUUCAUCCUCCAGUCCAGCAGCUGAGAAUAACUGCACUAUGUGAGGGAUGUCUUUACCCUGAGGACAGAAAUAACUGUGUGAACACCAUUCAAAGUAGAUUGCCUUUUUGUUCAGAAUAUGUACAGCUGUCUGUAGCUCAACAGAAUAUAUUACUUAAUAUCCAAGUGGACAUACUCAUGUUUCCCAUUUUUGCUCAAACCAGAAAUUAAAUCGAGAUUUUACUCAACAAUGUUUUGCAGCUAAAUUUUAACUUCCUUUGAGCAUGUAAUUAGUAUCUGCCAGUGUGUUAACAAUUUUAAUAAUUUGAUGUACAGAGAGCAUGGUCCAUGUUAGCUCUAGAGAUUUACAGCAAACUGUAAAUAUAUGCCUUAAAUAGUAGCUGUCUUGUCUUGUGUUUGUAUCUGUCUUGUUUUAUGGUCAUUGAUUUAUUGUAUCAAAAGAGGAGCCUCACAAAUAAAGCAGAGCUUUUAUUGUU
Etheostoma spectabile (orangethroat darter) is the source of this 9157-nucleotide messenger RNA. RefSeq names its product fibroblast growth factor receptor substrate 3 (gene frs3). The record is from RefSeq and is a predicted model, not a curated record. The transcript has 8 exons. Bases 571 to 2430 code for a protein of 619 amino acids. Gene Ontology annotation, cellular component: cytoplasm. Gene Ontology annotation, molecular function: fibroblast growth factor receptor binding; transmembrane receptor protein tyrosine kinase adaptor activity. Gene Ontology annotation, biological process: fibroblast growth factor receptor signaling pathway. NCBI's taxonomy places the organism in Eukaryota, Metazoa, Chordata, Actinopteri, Perciformes, Percidae.